AUGAUGUUACUUCGUUUAACAUCUCGUUUAUUUGUUUCAUCACCUAUACUUUCAUCAUCAUCAACAUAUAUUCCAAUUCGUUUAGCUAAUACAUUUAUUGAUGAAGAAUAUAUUCGUGAAAAUGUUCCAUCAAAUAAUCAAUCUGUAUCAUCAACAACUCUUAAAAAUCCUUCAAAUAAUGAAACGAAAUCAAUGACAUUUGCAAAAAUGUUUCGUCAAUCAAAAUUUGUUCAAUUAGGUGAUUUAAAAGGACGUUUAUUAAGUGGACGUAUUGUUGAUGUUAUUGAUGAUGAUUUGUAUGUUGAUUUUGGUGGAAAAUUUCAUGCUGUUGUACAACGACCACAAUCAAAACAACGAGAUCAAUAUACUAUUGGUGCAGUUGUUUCAAUACGUGUACAAACAUGGGAAAUGGCAGCAAGAUUUUUAGGUGCAUCAAGACAUAUAUCAUUAUUAGAAGCUGAUGCUCAAUUAGUUGGAUUAUUAAGACGAGUUGAUCGAACAGUAAAAUCACGUAAUAAAGAUAUCGAUUUAAGAUAUCGUUCUGGUGAUAGUCAAGCACCUGCUUCAAUGAAACGAGAAAUUCUUUAA
Molecule: messenger RNA, 588 nt
Organism: Adineta steineri
Lineage: Eukaryota; Metazoa; Rotifera; Eurotatoria; Adinetida; Adinetidae
Source: the annotation of a GenBank genome assembly